This is a messenger RNA of Aptenodytes forsteri (emperor penguin), 3468 nucleotides long. RefSeq names its product potassium channel tetramerization domain containing 9 (gene KCTD9). Gene Ontology annotation, biological process: protein homooligomerization. Gene Ontology annotation, molecular function: protein binding. The record is from RefSeq and is a predicted model, not a curated record. The transcript has 13 exons. Bases 1 to 1290 code for a protein of 429 amino acids. NCBI's taxonomy places the organism in Eukaryota, Metazoa, Chordata, Aves, Sphenisciformes, Spheniscidae.
AUGAAGAAAAAUGCACAGCAAUAUAAACCUGCAACAGAAGUGUUUCACGAGCAAGGAAAUACAAGGCUAUGCUUUCACUCUUUAUCAAACUUAAACUUCAUUCACCUUCACAUCGUCAUUAUUGAUUCGGGUCCUGCUGUGCACGUCCUAGGUAACGGCGGGAAGCGUGUUGUGGCUGUGUAUGGGACUUUAUCGGAUUUGCUGUCUGUGGCUAGUAAUAAGCUUGGAAUAAAAGCGACCAGUGUAUACAAUGGAAAAGGUGGACUCAUUGAUGAUAUCGCUUUGAUUAGGGAUGAUGAUGUUUUGUUUGUCUGUGAAGGGGAACCAUUCAUUGAUCCUCAGACUGAUGGGAGACCUCAUGAAGAACUAACAGGGUCACACACAGAUUGGUUAACGCUCAAUGUUGGAGGCCGAUACUUCACCACUACACGGAGCACUUUGGUUAACAAAGAACCUGACAGUAUGUUGGCCCACAUGUUUAAAGAUAAAGAUGCUUGGGGAAAUAAGCAAGAUCAUAGAGGAGCAUUCCUAAUUGACCGCAGUCCAGAGUAUUUUGAGCCAAUUUUGAACUAUUUGCGUCACGGACAGCUCAUUGUAAAUGAUGGCAUUAAUUUGCUAGGUGUUUUGGAAGAAGCCAGGUUUUUUGGUAUCGAUUCACUAAUUGAACAUCUAGAAAUAGCUAUUAAGAAUUCACAGCCAGCUGAGGAUCAUUCUCCUAUAUCUCGAAAGGAGUUUGUCCGAUUCCUGCUGGCAACCCCAACCAAGUCUGAGCUGCGAUGUCAGGGUCUCAAUUUCAGUGGAGCAGAUCUUUCACGUCUAGAUCUUCGAUACAUAAACUUCAAGAUGGCUAACCUAAGCCGUUGCAACCUAGCACAUGCCAACCUGUGCUGUGCAAAUCUUGAAAGAGCUGACCUCUCUGGAUCAGUGCUUGAUUGUGCAAACCUUCAGGGGGUAAAGAUGCUGUGUUCCAAUGCAGAAGGAGCAUCUCUAAAAGGGUGCAAUUUUGAAGAUCCAUCAGGCCUUAAAGCUAAUUUGGAAGGUGCUAACCUGAAAGGUGUUGACAUGGAAGGUAGUCAAAUGACAGGAAUUAAUUUAAGAGUUGCAACGCUGAAAAAUGCAAAACUAAAGAACUGUAAUCUUAGAGGAGCAACUUUGGCAGGAACUGAUUUGGAAAACUGUGAUCUAUCAGGUUGUGAUCUACAAGAAGCUAAUUUGAGGGGAUCUAAUGUAAAAGGAGCUAUCUUUGAAGAGAUGCUGACACCUUUGCACAUGUCUCAGAGCGUCAGAUAGGGAAGAGAAUAUCCCGAAGAGGAAGGAAUCAAAACAGUUAUUGUGACUUUCUUCACCUCCUCCCCUUAUUAAGUUAGAAGUAAUGGUUAUUAGACAACUUACAUUUGCAGUAGUGCCUAAGUAGACUCUUCUUUGAUCAUUUUGGGCGAGAGAGCUUUUGUUUAAGAGGUAGAAACAGACACUGUUUCUACCUUUGUGAACAGAGCGAGGAAGCGGGCUGGUUCUAGAACCAGGACACGUGGCUGGUUUGGGGGGGAGGGUUAAAUAGAUUCAUUGUUUAGCAUUGCCUCACUUUGGAAUGCAUUUUAAUUUAUAAAGCACAAUAUAUGCAAUUCUAUUUAUUAAAUCUGUAGCUGCAAUAUGAAUAGAAAAUGUUAUUAAUGUAUAGUAGCAACAAAGUUCAGGUUUACGGUUAGACUAGUGUAUUUACAGUUAGUUUCUUCAUUCAUGCACAGUGUAUUAAAUGACAGAUGUGGUUUAGACAAUGUCCACAGGAUGUUUUCAGGUACUCUCUUCUUCUGGGGUGAAAACAGUAGUUACCUGUCAUCAUAGGUUAUAUAUUGCCUUGUAGUAGUUUGAAUGCAGGUAUAGAACAGCUUUAUCAUCUUCUCAAACAUGCAGUGGAAGCUGCUUCCACUGAAGGGAUCUGCAUACACGGCAGAUUUAGUUAUAACUAAAACAUCCCUGUUCCGAAAUUGGAUGGCUUAUUUGAGCCUUUCUGAAUUAGUGUGAAAUUGCACUAUCAGUCACAGCUGGUAAGAAAAAUUCUCUUGCUUUCAAAUGUCCUAACCACUCCAAACUGGAGUACCUGUAGUUUUUUCAUUCUUUGUGGGGAAUUAAACGUACGUAGGAAAAUACAAUACUGUCACCAAAGUAGAGAUAAGCCCUGGGACCACAGCACAUGCUCCAUCCUCCUGUCAUUACUCGAGUAUAUGAAUAAUUGGCACCUGUUUCCCCUCAACGUACUAUGCAAAUACUCUCGUACACUGAAUCCUUGAAAGCAUGGGCAUAAUCCUUUUCCCAGCCAGAUCUUAGUAUUCCACUUUGGGCCCACUUAAAAAGUGGCUGUAAAAGCGUCUUGCACAGGGCAAAGUGCCCUUUCCAUAACUGCUUUACCUGUGAGUAAAUAGGGAACUAUGUGGCUUCUGCAGUGCAGAAAGCCUCACAGCGUCUCUUUAGGUGGUGGUGCACUUCAUCUAAUAAGCUGUUUCCACUGUAGUAUCAAUCUAGUUCUCAUCUAACAGAACAUUUAUUUUGUACACAAUCAAAAAGCACAUGAAGAAACUAUACCAAAAAAGAAAAGGUGCAUCAAGAACUCUUACCUCAGAUGCUUACUUAAAACACCCCAAAGUUAAAACUAACCUUGAAUCUAAGGAAGUACAGCUGUUGCUGGAAGUUAAGAACCAAUGUAUCCUAAAACUUACAGAAUAUGACACUGAUAGCAGUGGUUUGAGUUCCACAGUUACUUCCGUGGGUGGCCUUUUACUUGCAGUGCAGAUUUCCAGUCCUCUGAACAGAAGUCUUGUUGUCUCAGUAGUUGUUAUGCAAAUGCUGCUUUGCUAUCAAUCUAGAAAGAUUAGUUCAGGACCAAUAUAUGAUUUGUUUGGGGGGAAUUGCAGGAUUCUCCCUUAUGUUCAAGUUGGGUUGUCUCAGGCAUAUGACAUGAACUUUUGGGACUCAAAAUCCCACAGCCAUGUGGUUCAGAAUUGGGAUUUUAUUUCCUCUUGAUUCCCAGGCCUCUUGAUCUGGCUCUAGGACAACACCGUAUCCUCGGUGAAAUAUACCUAUAGAUUCAAGGGAAGUGUUUCAGCAUGAUUUUGGAGUCCUUUCUCCCUCUUCAUCGCUUUCAUUGAGAGUGAUGUGUAUGUUGCAGUAGAAGAAGAUUCCUAGGGCUAGAGAAAUAAAUAAAUUAUUUUUCUUUAUCAUAUUUUAUAGCUGUCAGAAGUAAAAUAUUGUAUGGAAAGAAUCUAUUUUCAUAAUCUCUGUGUAUAAAAUAUAUUUGAACUUUCACUGAAGCACUAUGUUUUGAAUAAUCACAGCAUGUGGCAUCAUUCAUUCACAGAUGAAUUUAAGGUACCUCUUUUGCUAUGACAAAGCUGUAUGAAUAGCCCAAAGUGGCCUAUUCAGAAAUUGCAGGUUCCAGCCUAAUUUAAAUUGCAUUAAUAAAAGUGUGAAAUA